Molecule: messenger RNA, 1836 nt
Organism: Colletotrichum lupini
Lineage: Eukaryota; Fungi; Ascomycota; Sordariomycetes; Glomerellales; Glomerellaceae
Exons: 6
Coding region: 1-1836 (611 amino acids)
Source: RefSeq, a predicted model, not a curated record
AUGUAUGCCAUGCACCCAGCCUUGCACUCCAACAGUAGCCGGGCAGAUUCCACCCAGCUUUGCGGCAGGCUGGCACGGCUGGUUGGCGCUAAUAUCCUUUAUCACACCAAUGAAUUUGCCAAACAUCACAAGCCGGCCGGUAAUCUAGUUGGUAGACUCGGCUUGGCUUUUUUUUGGGUCCAUUUGAUAGCCCGGGUUUGCACCCUCUGCUUCCCUGGCUCAAACUUGUCGGUCGUUCACAGGAUCCGCGUUCAUUGCAUCGAGAUGUCCUCUGGGGAUUCUGGUUUGCCUUCAGCCUCCGAUCUCAUCACCUACAUUGGCGUCCCGCUGACGGUUAUUGGAUUGCUUCCAAUCAUUUACAAUGUUGUUGCCACUCUGAUCCAUCUGCACAAGAUCAAGCGGGUGCUACGCCGCAACGGAAUUUCUCCACCACUCCGCUCAGAUAUCUUCAACCGCAUUGUUGAAGUGGAGUUUCCCAGGUACCGUAUUCAAUCACCGCAGAGACAACCCAGUGAUGAUACCACAGAACAUCAACCAAUUGUUUCAAAUGACGAUAUUCCUCUAAGAAAUCUGAGCCCAACGACAUCGACAUUGAGAGAAGAAUACCUUCCACCGCUACAAGGCGGUGAUAUUCCCGGAGGUAGUUGGUCAUUCUUGAAAUGGAAAGGGCACCAAAUUGGGACCAGAACCCAAAGAACGCAACCUGGAGACAAUCUCCGACAACCGCGGGCUCAAAUACGUUUCUGGGAUCUGAUCCUUCGACUUUACCGGUCGGCUCGUGAGUCGACUUUGAUACUUCAGGUGGCCUCCUACCAUGACUCUGAAAGCUCAAUUUCCCUUGAGUUCGUUCGGUCAGGUUCGAGGAGCGACUGGUCGUCUUUCCUCAGAGAUGGACCAGUGAGAUUCACUACGCAUGGAUCUAUCACUCUCCCGUGUCACCACCACCGGGAUCACAGACACCGGGAGCCAGCGGAUGAAGUAAAGAGUGACUCUGGUUCAAUAACUUGCGAUGUGACAAAUAAUGGGUUGGUAGCUGCGUAUCCAAGCUCCAGAAAAUGUGACUCGUUCAACAUCGAACAUCUGCGGACCGAUAAUGACCUCAGUCACCAGGGGAUUUGGUUCGCCAGCUGCGCAAUGGCACUGUACGCGGAAAGCUCAACCCCAAUUUUGCAUUACAGAGUUCCAACCAAUAUACGCCGACUCGCAAAGCCAGAUUCCAUUCCGGAAGGCGUUAUCAGGUUACUGUAUGGCAAGGGAAUCGAAGAAAUAUCGCCCAUAUUUACCCGCAAAUACCUCAAAUCGGAGGGAAGUAGCCAGGAAGAGCAAAUACAUACAUCACCAAUAGACAACAACAUUUGGAAAGAGAGAGAGAUAGAAAUACGCAAGAAACGCCGCGCUGAAUUCGAUAGCGACGUCAAACGCAUAGAAAAAGCUCUUCACACGCCUGCUAUGACAGGUACGGAGCUUCGUGAGGCCACCCUCGGUUGGUUGCGCUCCCGAGAUCACAUCCCAGCCAUGCAGACGAUGGAGGAAGCCACAAAGACUAUAUUGUUUCGUAUGGUGACUGAACAAGCUUUUGCUAAGUCUCUGUGCCAAGUACUAGAUGAUUGGAAUAAAUGGGCGGACAAAGGUGAAAUGAGCGUGAAGCACUUUUGCAUCAUCAAUCAAAUCAAAGUCACCUUUGCCCAGGCGAGCCUGGUGAUUGUAGUUCUUGCUGGUCUCGAGAAUGGGCCAGCUUCCGAAUUGAACAUUAUGCAGGAAUGCGCAGAAAAAUGGGACAUCGAAAAUUUGAUCGGUUCCAGAAGGUUCCUCGAACUGAAGCCAACAUGGAGUUGA